Molecule: messenger RNA, 1368 nt
Organism: Lotus japonicus
Lineage: Eukaryota; Viridiplantae; Streptophyta; Magnoliopsida; Fabales; Fabaceae
Exons: 6
Coding region: 93-1067 (324 amino acids)
Source: RefSeq, a predicted model, not a curated record
UAUCCAUUCUUAUUUCUUAGUCUUACAGUGACACAAGAAUAGCCAUACUUGCAUAAGCUAGCAGCUGCAAUAUUCCAUUCUUCACUUCGAUUAUGUUGCUAGCUAAACCCAACCUCAUCUCUUGCAACUUCCCCACUCUCAAUUCCAGAACCUCACUGCAUCCCCACAACCCAAAACUGACCAGAGUUUCACUUUCACCACCAAUACCCUCACCCUCACCCUCACGAUGUUGCUUCAAAGUACCUCUUCAUGCCAAAACCAAUUCCAAUGCCCCAUUUCCAGCAUCAAGGAAAAUGGGUCUUCUCCAUGUUUGUCACACUUCCAAGAAAGAAACUGAUAUUGAGACCACGCAGGGAAGAGACUGGACAACCUCAAUUUUGCUCUUUUUCUUAUGGGCUGCUCUUAUGUACUAUGUUUUCUUUCUCUCCCCAGACCAGACCCCGACAAGGGACUUGUAUUUCUUGAAAAAGCUCCUGAAUCUGAAAGGAGAUGAUGGUUUCAGAAUGAAUGAAGUGCUUGUGUCAAUGUGGUACAUAAUGGGCUUGUGGCCACUGGCGUAUAGCAUGCUGCUACUUCCUACAGGAAGGAGCUCCGAAAGCAAAAUUCCUGUUUGGCCCUUCUUGAUACUUUCAUGUUUUGGUGGUGUAUAUGCCCUUCUUCCUUAUUUUGUACUAUGGAAACCACCUGCACCUCCUGUUGAAGAAACACAGCUAAAAACGUGGCCUUUGAAUUUUCUGGAAUCAAAAGUAACUGCAGUUAUUUCGCUUGCUGCAGGGAUAGGACUCAUAACGUAUGCUGGUUUAUCUGGAGAUGAUGUGUGGAAAGAAUUUUACCAGUACUUCAGGGAGAGCAAAUUUAUCCAUAUUAUGACCAUUGAUUUCACUUUACUUUCGACAUUGGCUCCAUUUUGGGUUUACAAUGAUAUGACUACUCGAAAAUGGUUUGACAAAGGUUCUUGGCUUCUUCCUGUAUCAUUGAUACCAUUUCUGGGGCCUGGUUUAUACCUUCUCCUACGGCCAUCCCUAUCAACAAUGGCCAUUUCACAAACUCCUGUAGAACCGGAGUAAAUUCAUUUGACAAUGCCAGGGAAUGGGAACUCACGUUUUUAAUGCAAUUAAAAUUGAAAUAUUGAGUUUGGUUCAGAAAAUGAGUUCACUAUACAAAGUCCACACCUUAGUGAGAGUAGCUCACCACCUAUUGAGGUCCUUCAGUGUAGGCAUCAUCUAGGGAUAUAGCACUUCUUUUCUUCUACUGCUAUAUGUAAUACUUCCUUUGAGAGAAGUUCUACAAUGAUCUAUAUUUUUAAAGCAAGAGCAAUAUUGGUUAAGCGACACCAUUUAGCUAAUGCUAAUCUUACUUAUUUCUCAA